Molecule: messenger RNA, 4821 nt
Organism: Protomyces lactucae-debilis
Lineage: Eukaryota; Fungi; Ascomycota; Taphrinomycetes; Taphrinales; Protomycetaceae
Product: ABC metal ion transporter
Exons: 2
Coding region: 45-4568 (1507 amino acids)
Biological process (GO): transmembrane transport
Cellular component (GO): membrane
Molecular function (GO): ATP hydrolysis activity; ATP binding; ABC-type transporter activity
Source: RefSeq, a predicted model, not a curated record
AGGCGACAUCAUUGCCGACACUCAUCUACAGACUCGACACGGUCAUGACCCAGCUCGUCAUCGAUGCGCACAAGCAUCAUCAUACGGGUCUUUGUCCAAAUCGUGAAGGAUGGGGCCCAUUCAGUGGCGAGACCUACGACUUUACGCCGUGCUUUCAGGCCACCUUGUCGGACGCACCAUCUGUCCUCGUCAUCAUCGGCGGAUGCUAUGCACUGGUUCAGCUAUUUCAGCGCCCAGUUGCACCUACGCCGAGAACUUGGCACUUUUGGACAAAGCUCGGUGCCGUAGCUGGUGUGUUCGCCGCUGCGCUCGUCUGCACCGUGGUCCAGGCGCAUCUUUCCUACAGCUGGUUCCAAGACAUCCGCGUCUUCUCUGAUAUUCUUACAUGUCUUGCAAUUGUUAUGGCAGGCGUCAUUCACUAUGUCGAACAUGAGCGAUCACGCGUCAGCUCUGGCUUGCUCAUCUUUUACUGGCUGACCAAAUUGCUUGUGGACGGCAUACGCUUCCGCAGUAUGCUUUCUAGAGGACUGCCUCUGUACAGCCACAGCGAUGAAAGCUUCUUGCUCGUUCCCUUGGCUGUUGAAGUCUUCUUUACACUCGCAAUCUGGAUCCUACAGAGUUUUGUGGCCAAGGCAAAUGCAAGCUACAACCAGAUUGGCGAUGAAAAGUGCCCGGUCGAAGAAGCCAACGUUUUGUCUAGGCUUACAUUUCAGUGGCUGACACCCAUUAUGCGAGAAGGCUACAACCACUACUUGACUGACGAAGACUUGACACCCUUGCGAGACACCGACAAGUGUAGGGAAGUCUCUAGCAAAUUUGAAGAGAUUUGGGCAAGUCAGAAGAAGAAAACAAAAGGCGCUCUCUGGCUGACACUUGCCAAACUCGAAGGUGCUACGUACGCUGUUGCUGCUCUUUGCAAAGGUGCGCAAGAUAUUCUCGCUUUUGUGCAACCACAACUUUUGCGCAUGCUCAUCUCGUUUGUCAAUUCGUACGACACAAAGAAGCCACAGCCGAAAAUCAAGGGUUUUGCGAUUGCCAUCAGCAUGUUUCUUGUUUCCUUGCUGCAGUCUGGGUUCUUGCAUCAAUACUUUCAGCGAGCGUUUGAAACGGGCAUGCGCAUUCGCUCUGCACUUACGUCGUCUAUUUAUAAGAAAGCACUCGUGCUCAGCUCUGAAGGCCGAUCAGAAAAGACGACUGGUGAUAUUGUCAACCUCAUGUCUGUUGACACACAGCGUAUUUCGGACUUGACGCAAUACGGCCAAAUCAUCUGGAGCGCCCCGUUCCAAAUUGCACUCUGUCUCAUUUCGCUGUACCAGCUAGUCGGACUUUCCAUGAUUGCUGGCGUCGUCAUCAUGGUCAUCAUGAUUCCACUCAAUGCCUUUGUAUCGCGCAUCAUGAAGAACAACCAAAAGAAGCAAAUGAAAAACAAGGAUGCCCGUACGCGUCUCAUGACGGAGAUUCUUAGCAACAUGAAGACAAUCAAGUUGUACGCAUGGGAGCCAUUCUUUCUCAAGAAGCUGCGUGCCGUCAGAAACGACAAGGAGCUCAAGAUGCUCAAGAAGCUCGGUGUAUUGAACGCCGUCUUCAACUUUACCUGGUCAACUGCGCCAACACUCGUCUCCUUCACGACGUUUGCAGUUUACACACUGAUUGAAAAGAAGCCAUUGACGACAGAGAUUGUUUUUCCCGCACUCAGUCUCUUCAAUCUCCUGGCCUUCCCUUUGGCAGUCUUGCCGCAAGUCAUUACAUCCAUCAUCGAAAGUAUGGUUGCGGUUGAUCGACUUGUUACCUAUUUUGACGCUGGCGAAUUGCAACGUGAUGCAGUCGAGCGGCCCGAAGCCGCCAAACGUGUUGGUCAGGAGACAGUCAAGGUGGAAAAUGGUACUUUCGGCUGGAGCGCGAGUGGCGAGCCGACAUUGGAAAACAUCAACUUUGUGGCUCGCAAGGGAGAACUCUCCUGUGUGGUGGGCAGUGUCGGCAGUGGCAAGUCAUCCUUUUUGCAAUCUUGUCUUGGUGAGCUGCACAAGAGCGCUGGCAGAGUGGUUCUCCACGGCAAAGUUGCCUACGUUGCACAAAGUCCUUGGAUCAUGAACGCGACCGUGCGCAGCAACAUUGUGUUUGGGCACAAGUUUGAUGCAGACUUUUAUCACAAGACGAUUGAAGCUUGUGCGCUGAAAGACGACUUUAAGGCUUUGCCUGAUGGUGAUGAGACGGAAGUCGGUGAAAAGGGCAUCAGCUUGAGUGGAGGACAAAAGGCAAGGCUUUCGCUGGCGCGUGCCGUCUAUUCUCGAGCCGAUGUCUUGCUACUUGACGACCCAUUGUCGGCCGUUGAUCAGCAUGUCGGCAAGCAUUUGGUGGAGAAUGUUCUUGGCCCAAAAGGCCUCUUGCGGACGAAAACAAGGGUUCUUGCCACCAACUACGUUCCAGUUCUCAGUCAAGCAGACAACAUUGUUUUGCUCAAGGACAAACAGAUCAAGGAGACGGGCACCUAUGACGAUAUUAUGGCCGGCAAGAGCGAGUUGCAAGAACUUAUUGUCGAGUUUGGCAAGGAAGCUCAGCAUAAAGAUGGCGGUGACAGUGAUUCUCAGACGGCAGUGCCUUCUGGCAGCAGUGGAGCUAGUAGCGAGGAUGAUGCGCCAAAGAACAAGCGUCGCGAGUCUUCCAACACCUUGCGCCGUGCUAGUGAAGCCUCCUUCACUAAGCCGCAUGGUCGUGUCCUGGAUGAGGAACGACCUGAUCCAAAACUCUCCGCAGUCAAGGAGGAAUUCUCCGAACAGGGCAACGUCAAGUUCAAGGUAUAUCUCGAAUACAUGCGCGCAUGUUCAUUCACCGGUGUCACCUUUCUGCUUCUGUUCAUUUUUGCAUCUCAGGGUGCGCAGGUUGCAUCUAGUGUGUGGCUCAAAAAUAUCUCGUCCGAGUACGACUCUGGUGGUGAAGUCAAUCCUGGCUUUAUGCUCGGCGUCUACUUUGCACUCGGCGUUGGCGCCUCCUUGCUGACAAUGUGCUACACACUCAUUCUGUGGAUCUUUUGUUCUAUUAGAUCAUCGCGCAUCCUUCACGAAAACAUGGCCCAAGCAGUCUUCCGCUCUCCGAUGAACUUCUUCCAAGUCCAGCCAAUGGGGCGCGUUCUCAAUCGCUUCAGCAACGAUAUUUACAAGAUUGACGAAGUUUUGCCACGCACGUUCAGCAUGUUCUUCCGCAACUCUGUACAGGUUUGCUUUGUGCUUGGUGUGAUUUGCGCAAGCACACCAAUCUUCACGGUAUUGAUUAUUCCAUUGGCGCUGAUUUACUAUGCAAUCCAGCGAUACUACCUCAAGACAUCGCGAGAACUCAAGCGUCUGGAUUCGACGACGCGUAGUCCCAUCUAUGCACACUUCCAAGAGUCGCUCGGUGGCAUUUGCACUGUUCGCUCGUACGACCAAGAAGAUCGCUUUGCAAAGGAGAAUGAAUGGCGCAUGGACAUGAAUCAAAAAGCCUGGUUCCUGUACAUCAGUACCAAUAGAUGGCUUGCUGUACGUCUUGAAUUCGUUGGCAGUUUCAUUAUUCUGGCCGCUGCAGUCUUGUCUGUGGUGAGCGUUUAUUCAUCUGGCAUUUCAGCAGGUCUCGUCGGUUUGUCCAUGUCUUAUGCAUUGCAAACGACACAGUCACUCAACUGGAUUGUGCGACAAACUGUUGAGGUUGAGACCAAUAUUGUCUCUGCGGAGCGUGCACUGGAAUAUGCACAAUUGCCCAGUGAAGCGCCUGAAGUUACAGACUUUAGACCGCCCGCCGCAUGGCCAACAGAGGGUGCUGUCAGAUUUGAAAAGUACAGCACACGCUACCGCGAUAACCUACCACUUGUGUUGGAUGAGAUCGACAUUGACAUCAAACCUGGUGAGAAAGUAGGCAUUGUUGGUCGGACAGGCGCAGGUAAGUCUUCCUUGACCAUGGCGCUCUUCCGCAUUAUUGAGCCGUCUUCUGGCAAGAUUCUGAUUGAUGGCAUGGAUACAUCUCGCAUGGGUUUGCGUGAUUUGCGAUCAAAGUUGAGCAUCAUUCCACAGGAUGCCGAGGCGUGGAGCAGUUCACUGCGCGAUAAUCUUGAUCCCGGCGGUGAGUAUGAAGAUACUGAAAUGUACUCUGCAUUGAGACGUGUACAGCUGCUUGGCGACGAUGAGCAAAUUGGCGAGUCGGGCAAUAUGUUUGCAAGCCUAGACUCACAAGUUGGUGAGGCUGGUGGCAACAUGUCCUCUGGUCAACGACAGCUCAUGACUCUAGCUCGAGGUCUGUUGAGACGGAGUAAAGUGGUACUCAUGGAUGAAGCGACGAGCAGCAUCGACUACUCAACAGACAAGGCCAUUCAAAAGAUUCUCAGGACAGAGUUUGAUCAUGCUACAGUACUGACGAUCGCGCAUCGACUCAGUUCCGUAAUUCACUAUGACCGCAUCUUAGUGCUAGAUUAUGGCAAGGUCAAGGAGUUUGCUGCUCCCAAGGAAUUGCUCAAAAAUCCCGAAAGUCUUUUCACAAAGUUGUGUGAGACGAGUGGUGAGCUCAAGACAUUCAAAGAGCAGCUCAAUGUACAUGUAGAGUAGAGUCAAUCAUACAUGCAAUCUAUCAAGAAAUAAUUUACUAAACAGCCAACGCGAUUUCCUUCUGCUCCUUAUCUUUGGAGUCUUUCUUCACAGACCGCCACUCAACGAGACAAGCAAACAUGAAGGCUACACACGACAAGACAAGCGCAACACGAUACGCUGCACGUAGCGCAUGCAUGUAGCCUUCAAAGAUCUCUGGCCAGUACAGCGGAUCCACAAUUUUUCUAAAGCCAGUAGCACCUUGAGAAAUGAU